AUGGGAGGGUGGUGGGGAUUGGGGGUGUUUAUUCGGGGGGAGAAGGCGGCGGCGAAGGAGGUGAGGAGGGGGUUCGUGGAGAGGUGCGGGGUGAUAGUGCGGCUGAGGUACCGGAACGUUGUGAGGGUGUUGGGGUGGUGCGAUAGCCGGAGAUUUGUGGCGGUGGUGAUGGAGUGGAUUGAUGGCGGUGGCGGCGGGAGGAGGAGGAAUUUGGGGAUGUGGAUUAGGGAUUGUGUACCGCCGUGGAAGCAGAGGGUACAAGCGAUCGCGGGGAUCGCUGGCGCGGUUCGUUAUUUGAGUGGGGAAUGCCCUCAAAUUGGGUAUAGUCUUAGGGCGGGAGAUGUGGUGGUAUCGAAAAACAGAGAUCCGGUUAUAACUAGAUUUGUAUUCGACGAUGACGAUGACGACGACAACGAUAGUAAUGGUGAUCGUUGCUGUGCAAAGAGUGAGUUGAAAUAA
Messenger RNA from Salvia splendens (bonfire salvia), 459 nucleotides. RefSeq names its product probable L-type lectin-domain containing receptor kinase S.5. NCBI's taxonomy places the organism in Eukaryota, Viridiplantae, Streptophyta, Magnoliopsida, Lamiales, Lamiaceae. The transcript has a single exon. Bases 1 to 459 code for a protein of 152 amino acids. The record is from RefSeq and is a predicted model, not a curated record.